CACAAACCACCCUUGUCAUGCUUAUUAGCGCCUAUUGUAUAGGUCUGCGGCAUAUUUCAUGCCCUUCGAUCAAUCGAAAGAUUUAUUUGUGAAGAAGGAGGGUACCUCCCGUUUUGUAACGAACUAGUCUUCUGCUUGACUUGUUGGUAACACAGGCAGAAUAGAGGAAUGGCGUUGCUGGAAAUUGCAGGAGGGAUCUUUUGCUUUCUUGGUUUUCUUGUUUGCGUUUUUUGGCUUUUGAUAGCACCACCGCACCCAAAGAAGAAGAGGGCUGUCGACCCGAAGCUUGACUUGAUCAGAAAUCGCUUCACUACUUCGAAGAUCCCAAGCAAUGUCGAUGUUAUUGUCGUCGGAUCAGGGAUUGGUGGUAUGUCUGCUGCCUCUGUUCUUAGCAAGCAUGGGAAAAAAGUUCUGGUGCUAGAAAGGCAUGACAAACUUGGUGGCUGCACACAUACAUUCAGUUGGUCAAGCAGUAACCUUGACGGAAGUGGGUUUAGCACUUGCGAGUUUGACACAGGAUGUCAUUACUGUGCAGUUGAUAUGUCCUUUGAUACUGCACGCUCUGGAGCAAUUAUGAAGUAUGUGACAGAUGGUGAAGUGAAAUGGAAUGACCUUGGUGAUCCCUAUGACUGCCUUGUACUUCCACAUGACCCAAGAGUCGACAAAGGUUGCCCUAAUAAUGACAGCUAUGAUUUUCUUCAGGGGGCUGAGAGGCUGAUUGAAGAGAUCUCCCAGAGGAUUAACCCUGAUGAGCCAAAGUUGAAGCCAAGGUUGAAGAGAUUUCUAGAAUUUUGCCGUGUAGCACACAAUACAAUUAUACCUCUGUAUCUAGUACGCUUGUUUCCCAGAUGGCUGGAAGGGCUGCUGGAGCCACUGUACAAUUCUUUUUUCAAGUAUGGCAAAAUAACAACAGGCUACACUCUUGAUGGCAUGCUGUCACAUGGGUUCACUGAAGAUGAAAUUUUGCAGCACAAGGCUCUUCCCAAAGAAGAGGAAAAAGGGCUUGAAAAUACCUGGAGACGUUUAAAAGGGGUAAUGGUUCAUCCUUUGGGAGAUUAUGCCUGUCAACCAAGAGAUUCAUCAGUAGUUGCACAUUCCCUCACAGCUUGGUAUUAUAUGAAUGGUGCUUCAUAUACAAAUGGAGCAACUCAGUCCAUUUCUGAAAGCGCAGCCAAGGUUGUUUAUGAAUAUGGUGGCGAGUGUCUAGUGAAUGCCCACAUUGACGAAAUUUUGAUCGAAAAUGGACGUGCCGUUGGUGUCCGGGUCUGCAAGGCCACGUCAAUAGAACCGGGUUCGGAAAAGAAACCAAACAUGAUAGAAAUCCGGGCUCCAAUUGUCAUUAAUGCGACUGGCAUUCAUAACUUGUACAACAAGCUACUUCCGCAAAAUUUACCUCUAGUUAAAGAAUUCAAGGAAACAAACAAGAUGAUACCAUCAUAUGGUCAUAUGUACCUUUUUGUUGCUAUUAAAGGUGACGCGGACGAGGUUGGAAUCCCGAAGACAAACACUUGGUAUUUCAAUGGCUAUGACACCGAUGAAUGUUUUGAUAAGUAUUUUGAUAACCCCACAGAUCACAAACCGCCCACCGUGUAUCUUGGGUUUCCUUGUACCAAGGACCCGACUUGGAAGGACCGCCAUCCCGGAAUUUCUAAUUGCAUCCUCAUAUCUGAUGGAAAGUACGAGUGGUUCGAGAAGUGGGAGGAUCUUAGAACGCACAAAAGAGGGGAUGAAUACGACCAGCUAAAGGAAAAGUUCGCUGCCAAGUUACUCGACGUUCUCUAUUCCAAGGUACCACAAGUGAAGGGCAAGGUCCUGUGGUACGAGCUGGGAACACCGAUAUCAGACGCAACAUUCUUGCACUCUUACAGAGGGGGUUCUUAUGGUACUCGCUGCAAUCUUGAUUACUUUAGCAAGACCUCAAUGCGCUGGAUAAUGAGAGGUGACACUGAGAUUGAUGGGUUGUACAUGGCUGGCCAGGAUGCUUGGACCCCAGCAGUUGCAGGUGCUAUGUAUGGAGGUCUUCUUGGCUCUUUGAAGGUGAUGGGAUUCUUCCAAAGUCUGGGUCUUUUGCUACACAUAAUUUCGAUACAGGCCAAUGCAAUUCAACGCAAAACUUCGUGGUCCUACCCGAAGAGUUUCGUGAGAGCUGUCCAGACAUUCCUUGGAAAGCGUUUCAUCAGAUGAGCCACCCGCGAAUAAAUUUAGUUAUCUUCAAAUUGACUACUUCUUAGGUACAUUUAAUGCAUUAUGGGUUAUUAAAAACGGGUCGCUUCUGUCGCAGCUGAUGUAUUGCGUAAGGAUUUCUUUAGGGUUUUAGGGUUUAUAGCAAUCUGAUUAUCUUUUAGGGUUUUGUAGACGUAUAGAUCUGCUUUUUGCUGGUGCUUUCUAACAGGAUUUUUUCUUGCACUCCAUCCUAUACUAAGCACACAUUAUUAAAGGGCAUAAAGGAAUUUAGCCUGUUUUUGGUAAAAUUUAUUCAGACAGCUUCAGUAUGAUUUGAAUGGUUAAGAGAACAAGGCAGAACAACCCCAAUGGUUUACGCAAAUUUGAUCAUAGCGGCUGAUAAUUUCUCGAUUUAAAUACAACCACCCUUAAACUGAAAUGCCGAUGCUACGAUUUCCAUUGUCAAAAACUAUCAAUCAAAUCGUUUGGUCUCAUAGAUGACGCCUUGCAAAUUCUAGUAGGAUUACCACUUUUAUGUGAGCAUUUUAAAGAAACUUUUCAGUGUCAAAAGGUAAUAGAUAUUAAUAUAGAGAAGACCUCGUAUUUUGAAUAUCAUCGAAAGAAAGACACUACCUACUAUCACCUUAUUAUCACCUGGUAUAGUAAUCUGUUCUUCCAUUUUUCCAGAUACUAGAUUAUUGACUAAUAGCAAAUCGAAUAUUCCUUAAAAGAGUAGUGGUGAUUUAUUUAGUUGCUCAAUUAAAUAUCCACAAUUUGUCCUUAGUAAUGAUAAUGUUCCUCUUACACGCAUUUCUGUCAUAGACUGUCGUCAUAAUCUGUUUUGGUGUUAUCAUUUCGUGGUAAUAUAAACUGCUUUUGUUUGUUUUGUUUUGUAAGCCAAUCUCUAAGCUGCAAUUCGUGCGUAUUUGAUCAAUGCAAUAAGCUAGCUGUUGAUAUUUGCUGAUAUUAAAAGUUAUUUGUCUGUGAUAUUGCAGUUAAUAUAUGCAUCACAAAUCUUU
Molecule: messenger RNA, 3182 nt
Organism: Rhopilema esculentum
Lineage: Eukaryota; Metazoa; Cnidaria; Scyphozoa; Rhizostomeae; Rhizostomatidae
Product: all-trans-retinol 13,14-reductase
Source: RefSeq, a predicted model, not a curated record